AUGGCGGGGAAACGCUCUAAGGCGUGUCUGUUGCUAUUGGCAAUAUAUAUGGGCUUCUGGAUACAUGUAUACCGCCAACCGUGGACUGGACCGGCUAUCAUUUUUCUGUUGAUGCCGUUUGUUCUACUAGUAGCUCUUAUGUUAUAUGCCGCGUUCUGCCUAAUACAUGCUGUUGUUACUUUCAAUCGCUCCGAUACUGCCUUAGACGACUUGAAGGAGGACAUCAAAGUAGCAGCAGGUGCGUUACAGCGGGCAGGAUUUGAUUUUGACAAGUUCGGAGUAGUCAAGCCCUAA
Molecule: messenger RNA, 294 nt
Organism: Babesia sp. Xinjiang
Lineage: Eukaryota; Apicomplexa; Aconoidasida; Piroplasmida; Babesiidae
Exons: 3
Coding region: 1-294 (97 amino acids)
Source: RefSeq, a predicted model, not a curated record